AUGGGGUACAAAGUUGUCUUCACAGAUCACUCACUUUAUGGUUUUGCUGAUGCUGGAAGCAUUCACAUGAAUAAGGUGCUGCAGUUUACUCUUGCAGAUAUUGAUCAGGCAAUAUGUGUCUCUCAUACAAGCAAAGAGAACACCGUCUUGAGUAGAUUAGUAUACCGAAAAGGUGCCGACCUUCUUGUUGAAGUCAUUCCAGAAGUAUGCCGUCUAUUUCCAAAUGUUCGCUUUAUUGUUGGCGGUGAUGGUCCAAAACAUGUGCGUCUUGAAGAAAUGAGGGAGAAGUUCUCCCUUCAGGAUAGAGUUGAGAUGCUAGGAGCUGUACCUCAUGCUCAAGUGCGAUUGGUUCUGAUGUCUGGGCACAUAUUUUUGAACAGUUCACUUACAGAGGCAUUUUGCAUAGCCAUUCUAGAAGCAGCAAGCUGUGGACUGUUGACAGUGAGCACUAGAGUUGGCGGUGUCCCUGAGGUUCUUCCAGAUGACAUGAUAGUGCUUGCAGAACCAGCUCCUGGAGAUAUGGUAACAGCUGUUAAGAAAGCCAUUGACAUGCUACCUGGCAUAGACCCCCAAAUUAUGCAUCUUCGGAUAUCUUACCUGCGGAUCUUGGGCUGGAAAACUGUUUUGCCUAGUUAUGAUUAUCAACUACCUACUAUGGCGCCUUCUAGAAAUCCUACAGUGAGUUGA
This is a messenger RNA of Miscanthus lutarioriparius, 687 nucleotides long. The record is from the annotation of a GenBank genome assembly. Lineage: Eukaryota; Viridiplantae; Streptophyta; Magnoliopsida; Poales; Poaceae.